AGUCUCAGGCGAGUCAAUUGAAUUUUUUCCCCUGACAUUUCCCCCUUUUUUUUAAACCCUCCCCUCCAUUUUUCGAGGAGCUCUCGGCGAUUUUGAAAGGGUUGCUAAUAAGGGCGGGAAAAAAGGGGAUGAGUUUUCGGGACGACCUGUAGAGGCCCGGCCUCGGCUGUGCGGUUUUAAAAUGGUCACACGAGUGAUAAAUUAAACCGUUAAAUACUUUUUUACCCGAAUUUUCGAGUGAUAAUUCCUCCAAAAAUCAUUUUCACGAGUUUCUAAAACACCAGAUAGUCCAAAAAUUCCCUUAAUUACCGUUAAAUCGUUGUAAUCAAUCCCAUAAACGUGACAAAUCGCCAGUGAUUGAGUGAACAUAACCUUAACACCGAGAUCAACGGUUGCAUCAAUGCUGAAUUGGAAUUCAAAAAGUUCUUUAAUUUUCUCGAAGUCAUGAACGACCUGGAAGACACACACUGCGAGAUUCGCAGAACAGUCGAUCUCCAGUUGUCCCCCCUAUCCCCAAAUUCGUCCUUCGAGGAUGACGCCUCCCCUCCUCUCUCACCCCCAAGCCCCUGCACCCUGGGGGGUUUUUUUCCAUCGACGAAUUACUCCUGGUUGGCAUGUCGCUCUCGUCUGACAGUCUUCAACACAAAAACCGGUGCCAGCAUCUCCUCUUGGAAAUUUCGCCAUCGAAUCUCCUCGAUAUCCCCAUUUCCCUCGUCCCCAGGUCAAAUUCCCCUGCUACUAGUGGGCCUGGAUAAUGAUGCACCGAGACUACGAGACUCUCGGGGUGCGAUCUGCGUCUUUGACUGCACGAUUUCUCAGGUGUUACGUGCCAUAAGAACGCCCUCAGGGGUUGAGCAGCUCUGCGUCAUCUCCGGAGGUGCUCCCUGGGAGGAUCCUGACGACAGACGAGGGGAUAUUCUCCCUGGAUCAUCAGGACUAGGCUGCGCAGCGCUCAGGAGUCUCGAUCACUUGGUAGUGGAUCUUCGUCGUACAUCCUGGGAGGAAUUCCAAGAUUAUUCUCAGUACGACGAGUCAAAUCCUGCUGAGCUUGAUCUCCCAGAGCCCUCGGGAGCCCUGAGACACAGAAAUCGUGAACGUCAUGCCUGUCACAAUCUCAUGUCCACGAGGAUUGAGAAGUACAUUGAUUUCAAACGAGAGGAUCUGGAGAGCUCUGUCCUCCAGGAUAUCCUGACGACGUCGUUAAUUCACUCAAGGAAAAUUGGUUGUGUAAUUUCUGGGUGCCUGGGGCACGUAAUCCUCUGGCAGACUGAUGGAAUCGUCAGGUGGAUCAGUCCUCCAUCGGAGGAGAGCAUCUCCAUCAGUCAUCUCGCCCUCCUGGAGCCCACAGAUGAUCCCAGGCCGUUCUGCUACCUCUGGGUGGCAUAUCAGGAAGAGUCGGACGUUCCUCCAGUCCUCAAGAUGUUCGCAAUGCUCUUUGAGAGGAAAUACUUCCACAAGGGGACAAAUCAGUACUUCACUCUCAAGGGAGAGCCCUCGAUGAAGCUGGAGCUGGAGCUAGAGGGAAAUAAAAUUGUAGGUCUUUGCCCUGUUACCAGGGACAGCUGCCAGGAGACGGAGACCGGGACGAAGAGCUCUGAGGAGAGUCUCCUGCUCGUCAGCACCGAGGGCAGGUCAUUUUUGUUUGAUCUGAAUCAGUGGUAUAAGGAGCAGAUGCCGAGGACUAUUGGGGACUGCGCCAAUGUCGAGGCGAUUUUAUCGGCGUACUCCAGGUCUCAGGGAGGGCCUGAGGGCAUCCUGAGCUGUGUUCACGUGCCAUUGACCCUCAAGGAGUUCCCAGGGGCUGGGCAGGGCGCACCGGAGGAGUUUUUUUUCCCCAAUUCUCUUUCUCUGGAGUGGAGUGAGCUGAGUACAAACAGAAUCACCACCUGGAUGACACGAGGAGUUCAGUCUCAACUCCUCAGGGAUAUGUCUCUCUCAGGACCUGUAAUUAUGCUUCACCCUGCGGAGACCUUUCAUCGUUGUGCAUCAUUCGGAUUAAUUCCACUAAAUGGCGACUCCUUCAACAGUGAUCCUGACUUCCAGAGGGACGCCCUUCUGACUCUUGUCCUCCAGCAACGCUGGACAACUUUUCUCCUCCGGUGUGUCAGGGAGUGGAGUGAUGGCAGCGCUGCAUACCUCUUCCCUGCGUUUAUUCGAUGGGCUGUCCAGAGAGCAUCGACCAUCAAACUCACAGCCCACAGGCUCUGCAUUCCUCUUUUCGAUCAGUCUGGGUGCAGCAUUGGGGAGGCUGAGGUCAGGAGUCUCAGAUCCCUCUGUCAGCAGAUGGAGUGUCUCUCCAACGUCGUGGAUAACCUUCCUCUGGCACAGGAUCAGGAUCAACAGAGAACACUCAAAAGAAUAACCGUUUACCUGCAGGUUCUCCUGUGGUUCCUCGACGUGGGGCUUCUACCAGAGUGCCAGGACGUCGAUGAGGAGUCAUUACCCAUAUCCAUCGUUCCGAAGAUUCCCUAUCCAGCUGAGAAACUCAUCUCCAUGUACAGGGAGAAACGAGAGAAGCAGGGAGGAGUGGAGAUGAAGAAAUCAGAGAAGGAGGAGAAUUUAUUCAUCGACGAGCUCAUCACCAGGGACUGCAGUUUUCUCGUGGCUCAGUGGGAACGAGAGGCAACUGACACCAUCUCCGAUGGUCGUUAUCCCCCUCCAUCAUUGCAGUCAUUACUCAGAGGGAUUUUGACAGAUUGCUAUCACCCUGAGACCAAUGAAAUGGAGAAUAAACACCAGAUUAUUAUUUAUCUCCUCAUGGAUCUCGUGAUGCUCCUCCAGGGCUCGUGCCCCAGUGUCGACCAGCUGGUGAAGUAUCCAGCUGCUUUCAAGCUCAGCCCUAGUCUAAUCAAACUCACUCAGGCCCUGUGGCUCCUUGAUCACGAGGAUUAUCAAGGAUUUCUGGAGAUCAUGACUGGACAACUGGUGUGUGACUCUGACGUCAAGGAUUGGCAUCACAAACUCGUUAUCAGGACGCUGAUCAAGAGUGGACAGAAUAAAUUGGCGUUGAUUUAUUUGAGAGUGAGGAAACCACCUCUGUCCUCUCUGGAAGAGCAGGGAACUGUCAUCAGCCUCUCAGUGGAGCAUGGACUGGUACAAUCGGCAUUUCAUCGAAGGCCUCCAUCCCACUACAGUCAACUCCUGAUGAAAUUCUUCAAGGCCUGCAAGGACAACGAUCGUCUCAACGAUAUCCUCCACCUCGCCAUGGACUUUGCGGAGGAGGAAACAUUUGUCCAGUUUCUGGAAGAGGAGAAGUGCGAUGAGACGAGGCUUUUGUAUUACCUACAGAGGUCCAGGUAUAACGAGGCUGGUGGCAUCUCGUUGGGGAAGAAUUCCUCAAAGAAGUCUUCAUUCGCUGUUUUCAGUGCUUAUCAGGCAACUCUUCCUGAGGUCACCAGGAGGUUUAACAGUCAGUUGGGGAAGAGAAAUAUUCAGGAGCCUGAGGGUAACUUUCCCAGACCAUUUUCUCAUAUCAAAAGUCAGUCGAGAGUUAGGGAGAUGCAUGAGGCUGUCAUCAGGAAGGCCAGGGAGACCUUCUCCAGGGGGGAUAGACUCCAGAUUCCCUUCGUCACUGCUCCCUCCAUGUCUCUGAAGGCUGGGGUAAAUAGUAAUGAGGGGAAUUGCGUUAUGUUCGCUGAAAGAAGCAGGUUAUAUGGAAAGAGGACCCUAGAUCAGAUGAGGGAGGAAGAACCAGAGGCUAGUGUAGGCCCCAGGAAGCGCAGGAGAACAGACGAAAGCAGGAAAGAGGACAGCAGGCAGCUGAGUCUCAGUAUGGUGUUCGAUACUCCUCUGGUGAAAAGGAAGAACCAGAUGAGUGCCAGGAGCACCGCUGCAGAGACUCCCCAUUCAAUUCUGAAGAUCAGGAGAAUGAUCCAGAAGUCAUUAUCUCCGAAGGAUGUGCAGGCCUCCCCCAGUGAGGAGGAGAGGGAGAAGAGGCCCCGACAGAUCAGAUUCAGCAUUAUUCCCAAAAUGGAUGAGUCCUCGAUCGAUGGAGAUCCUCCUCCUGGGGAUGACGUGCAGAAUGAAGUUGCUGGAGAUUCUAAUUUAUCGAAUCCUGAGAGUGAUGGCUUUCAUAGCGCUGAAAUCAGCGAAAACCUCGGCCAGAGUACUGUACUCUCCGAUGACACUGAUAUAUCCUUUCCAUUGCCCGGACCCCGGCCCAGACCUAGUCUCAGGAAAAACCUCGAUGAAGAUCUCUUGAGGAAAUCGUUGAUUAAAAAUUGUGAACUCAACAGGAAUUCCUCUCUGGAGUCCAGCAGACUGUCUCUGGAUAAUUCUGUAUUCUCGGAUAUUGUUUCAAGCACUUUAUUGAACCCUGCAACCCCCAGGGGCAGUAGGUACGACCCACCGAUGUGUGCCUCGACUGUUCUUUCCCCUGGAUCUAGUUUCGAAUUUCCUUCUGGGGAGCAUUCACCAAGAGCAAUUAAGAAGAAUGGAAAUUGCUCGAUUGAUACUACAGAAUCGGUCAAGGACGAGUCCCAGGACGGGAUGGACGAGGGGGGUUUUGUCGAGGAGAUCGUUACCACGACGUCCAUCACCACAACAAUUCUUCGGGGAUUCAGUGUUGAUAGGACUGACGUUAAUGAUAAUACCGAGGAGAAUUUCCAGGGUGAGAAGAGUUAUCAUUCUCUGGAGCUUGAGGAGAGGAUGGAAGUGACGGAGUCCUCGAGAGUUGGGGCUCAGGGGUCUCCGGAGGAGGAAAAUCCAGAGGAUGAAGAAGAAGUUGUUCAAAAGGAAAUGGAAGAGCAGGAGGAAGAGCAGUUACCAUCUGAGGAUUACGACGAGGAACUUCUGGCCUUGAAGUACGAGGACGACGAUGACAACGACGACGUCUUCAAGAGCCUCUCCAACUCGAUGGACGUUCAGGAUCAGCCUGAGAAUCAGCUCCAGGAGGAGAUCCAAGUCCCUGAGGGUGUUAAGAAGACAGCAACAAGUCGUUUUUACGAGGAAUUAAAUAUCACCGAUGAUGAGUCAAGGAGUGUCGACGAGAGUCUUUUCAAGAGGAAAUUGCAAGGGCCACCAGUCGGUAGGGAAUCUCUGAAUAUAACUGACGAUGAGAGUGAUCCUGAGGGUGAGGAUGUGGCUAAAUCAUUCUCGAAUCGUCCAGAAAAUCCAGUGAAUCCAGAAAAUGCACCAGAGGAAAUCCCGGAAGAAGAUGAGGAAAAAAUUCAGGAGAAUGUUGUGGAGGAGGAAAUUCGAGAAGGUGUCAAAGAGGAAACUCAGGAGGAUGUUAAAGAGAAAACUCAGGAAGAUGUCAAAGAGAAAAUUCAGGAAGAAUUUGUGGAGGUGAAUGUGACACCUGUAAGGAUGACCAGAUCAAGAGCAUCCUCACUAGCUUCCGAGACUCCAGAGGAACUGAAAACCCCCCGGACACGUCGUGCCACGUCUCUCGUGCAAGAUCUACCCUCUCCCAAGACAUCAGCAUCUUCAGAGUCCCCGACUGCAGGAAAGCGACGAGGAAGACGAGCCACGUCCCUCGUGAAGGAGGUACUAACAUCCUCAAUGAUGGAGGAGGCGCCAGUAAGGAGAUCCUCUCGUAGGAAAGAGCCUGAAGCAGUUAAAACCACACAUGAGACCAUAGAAGAAGCUCCAGAGGAGCCUGAGCCUGUUAAAAAGACAAGAGCAAGACGAGGAGCAUCUGCUGCUAAGGACUCGACUCCUGUUAAAGACGUGACCCCCAGGAGGACUCGAGGGGCGUCAGUCGUUAAAGAAGAACCACCGGAGGAGGAGAAAACACUGGAGAUGAGGGUGAAACGAACUCGGGGGGGAUCCGUGGCUAAAGACCAGGAAGAAGUGCCCAGGAGGACGCGAGCGGUAUCAGUAACUGAUGAAGAGCCCAAGACGAGAGCAAAACGGGGGAGAACUGUCUCCUCGAGUUCAGAGGUGAACGAGGAAAUUCUGGAGAAGAAGGGACGGCCCAGGAGAGGGGCUACUGCAUCAGAGGGGAGUGAGGAGACAGAGAAGAGGAGAGUCAGGGCUUCUUCGGAGGUUAAUGAGGUCGGAGAAAGACCUAGGAGGACUCGAGCUACUUCUGUGACUUCUGAGGGGACAGAGGAGAUUGGGAAGAGGACCACGAGGGCGGCUUCGGUGGUGAAGGAUCCUGAGGAGAGUGGAAGGCCGAGAAGGACUAGAACUAAUUCAGCAUCUUCUGGGGUUGAUGAGGAGGAGACCAAGGGGGUGAAAGAGACUUCAGCCCCUCCUCCGAGGAAAACUCGUGGGGGAUCUGUCUCGAAGGAUCAGGAGACUGAUCCUGUGGGAACCAGGAGGACAACUCGAGCUAGUUCUGUUAGUAAAGACGAGGAGGGUGAGGUGUCAAUACGAUCCACUAGGAGAAGGGCCAAGGAACUCCCCAGUGAGUCCUUGAGGACUAGGAGGGGGGGAAGUAUUGUUAAGGAAGUCAUACCUGAGGAAAACAGUGAUGAGUCGAUCUCUGGGCCACCGGGAGGCAGCAGAAUUCCCUCGAUUCCUGAGGAGGAUGUUAAAGAGGGCAGGAGAAGGGGGAGGAGGGCUGUGAGUGUCGAUCUCUCUCCGGUUGAGGAGAAGGAGCUGGGGAAGAGGCAGAAGGGGAGAAAGAGGGCUGCGUCUGAGACGAAGGACCUGGUCGAGGAGGUGGUGGAAAGACCCAGGAGGGGCAGAAAGCCCAAGAAGGAGGAGUUCCAGUUCGCUGCACCUGAGGAGGCCAGGGGCCCCAUAGAGGCCACCUUCGAAGGACAAGUACCGGAUUUUAUAUUCUCCCCGCCAUUCGCACGGUCCAGGGAUGGUCAGGAUCGUAGGGAAAUAGUGAAUUUUAUUCCUCCACUGACUGAGGAAGAGAGGAAAAUGAUACCAGUGAAAUCGAGAAUGAGAGGAGAGGAGGGCAAACAGGUGAGAAUGUCACAUGUGCCUGGUUAUCGCACCAAAUUUGUGGUACCCAAAUGGUCCCGAGGUAAUUCCAAGUAACUAAAUUAUUAAAAAAAGCCACGAGUUAUGUUAAUCCUUCGACAAAUCUGUUGGUGCUAAAAAAAUUAAAAACCUGAUGAACAAAAUUUCGUCUAUUCCAUCUCCACAUUCACAAGUGCAUUAAAUUCCAAGAGACUAUUCUCUGCGUUCCGACUGAAAGAUUAGCUAGAUAAAUAAUUACGGGUGAUUGUUGCAAUCAGUCAUUAUUUUUCUCUGAUUGGUGCACACAGCAAUUACACCUGCACAUAAGACAAUUGAAAUAAUGUACAAAAAGUUUUUUUUUUCUCUUCGUUUUUCCCUCGAAUGCUGGAUCUCCACGAAUUAUGAUUCUUCCUCAUUAGUUAAUUAUGUCGUUACCGUUUAAUUAGUUAUUUAGUUUCUCAUCUUUCUCAUUCUGUUUGAAAUGUGAAAAGGUUUUUUUCUCUCGAGUUUCUCGAAUUUUUCCAUCGUGGAAAUAACGAAUAUUCAGUGUUCAUUUUUUUUUUCACUCAAGCAUUUCGUUCUCUUCUGGCUGUCCUUUUUUUUCGUUUAUCAUUCGGAGAAAGUAAAACCUUGUAACAUACAGUUGUAAAUAAUUUAUUGAUAUGCUCAUGUAUAGGUAUGAUAAUGCAAUAAACAUAUAAAAAAAUUUUAAUUGUAUAACAUUUUGUUGGGGAGCCCCUCAAUUAAUCGAUUCAAUGUUUAAACGUUAUUUAUUUUCUAGAAAUCUCUAUAUUAAUGUUAAUCGUUAGUUCAAUUGAGGCCUGAUUCAUUACGAAAUGAACUAUUUCAUUGUUAUAAUUAAUAACAAAAUUCAAAAUUCGUCGUUGAAUUCAAGGAAAAAGCCCUGAAUUCGAGACACGUGAAAAAUAUCUGAUACCGAUAUCGGCAAUUAAUUCAUUAAU
Messenger RNA from Fopius arisanus, 7823 nucleotides. It is a transcript of the gene Elys, whose product is annotated as AT hook containing transcription factor 1 homolog. The record is from RefSeq and is a predicted model, not a curated record. The coding region runs from base 445 to 6939 and encodes 2164 amino acids. Lineage: Eukaryota; Metazoa; Arthropoda; Insecta; Hymenoptera; Braconidae. The transcript has 4 exons.